GGCAGUUAUUCGCCCAUUGGCAAUAAGUGAAGUUAAAGUAAAGUAGUUCAGUCGUGUUUCAUAAAUUUUUGUUUUUGCGUAAAAUUUUUGUUCUAAGCGCGCUGCAAUGGAUCCAACUAGUUUCACAACCGAGAAGCCACCCUUGAGCUCUACUCCUUUGGAUUUGGGCACGGAGCGCUUGAACUGUGAAAAUCUAGAUAGCAUGACUGAGAGAUGGGAGGAUCCAAAUAAACCUGCUUUUGUGACUGUUCUACUGCGCUUCUUUGGCAACAUAUUUGUUGAUUGCUUUAGAGCCAUAUUUGAAUGAGUGUAAACGGCUUCAGUGGAGGAAGCGUCAAGUGAAUAGAGACUUUUGGACCGAUCAAUUGUAUAAAUUUAUCAUAAUAAACAGAUAGUUGAAUUCGA
Molecule: messenger RNA, 405 nt
Organism: Drosophila arizonae
Lineage: Eukaryota; Metazoa; Arthropoda; Insecta; Diptera; Drosophilidae
Source: RefSeq, a predicted model, not a curated record